AUACGAGCCACAGCUAUGGUCGAUUCAGGGGCAACGUGUCUCUUCAUGAACAGGAGAUACGCGGAGCGCAAUAGGAUGUUACUGCAUGAACUACCAUGUCCAAUUUAUGUACGCAACAUCGAUGGAACGCCUAACCAGGCCGGAGCAAUGACCCACUACGUACGGGUACAGCUAACCGCUGGUGAUUACAAGGAG
Molecule: messenger RNA, 195 nt
Organism: Stereum hirsutum FP-91666 SS1
Lineage: Eukaryota; Fungi; Basidiomycota; Agaricomycetes; Russulales; Stereaceae
Exons: 1
Source: RefSeq, a predicted model, not a curated record